This is a messenger RNA of Vidua chalybeata, 3833 nucleotides long. RefSeq names its product calmodulin-regulated spectrin-associated protein 3-like. Gene Ontology annotation, biological process: cytoplasmic microtubule organization; neuron projection development; negative regulation of microtubule depolymerization. The record is from RefSeq and is a predicted model, not a curated record. Lineage: Eukaryota; Metazoa; Chordata; Aves; Passeriformes; Viduidae. The transcript has 17 exons. Gene Ontology annotation, cellular component: microtubule minus-end. Gene Ontology annotation, molecular function: microtubule minus-end binding; spectrin binding; calmodulin binding. Bases 1 to 3603 code for a protein of 1200 amino acids.
AUGGCGGCGGCGGCGGCCGGGGGGGCCGCCACCAUCCCGGGGCCACCGCCGGGGCCACCGGGGCCACCGCGGCCACCGGCGCCCGCUUCGGCCGCGCUCGGCUCCGGCUUCGGAGAGGGCUCGGCUCCUCUUCGGGUGGGCUCGGAGAGGAUUCGGGUGGGCUCGGAGAGGCUUCGGGAUGGCUUCGGCUCCCCUGGCUUCAACUUCAGGCACCCCCUGUUGGCAGGGGGGGGGCAACCCCCAGGUCUCCUGCCCCACUCCCCCUCCCUCCCCCACGGCGACGGCUUCGGGAAGGGCUGGAGCAAGAGACCCCUCAGCCACCCCCUGUCCCAAGCCGUGUCCUUCAGCAUCCCCUUCGGCCUGGACAGCGACGUCGACAUCGUCAUGGGCAACCCCGUGGGGGUCCCGGCCGGGACCCUCGCCCGCUCCGCCAGCUCCGACAGCCUCGCCCCCCCACGCCGCCCCCCCAGGGCCACCCCUGCCACCCCCACGGGUGUCCCCAACGGUGUCACCGAGCCCCCCGAGCCCCCCAGCAUCGAGGAAGCUCUGCAGAUCAUCCACAGCUCCGAGCGCCUCCUCCCCGACGGAGCCCCCGACGCUUUUUUCCUCCAUUCCCCGGAGCCUCCCCCACCUCAAAACCCCCAAAAUCUUCCCGGGACCGCCCAAAAUCUUCCUGCGACCCCUCCAAAUCUUCUCGGCGCCCCCCAAAAUCCUCCCGGGACCCCUCAAAACCCUCCCCAAAAUCCAGCCCGCCCCAUGACCAGCUUCGCCGAGCGCAAGAAGAAACUGGAAGAAGCCACCGGCGCCGCCCCCGCCAAUCCUGCCGGGGGUCUCGGCGUUCAUUUGGGGGGGGUCUCCACCACUCCCGGGGGUCCCCCGGAGGCGGGCGGGGGUCUCAGCGCCGAGAUGUCGCAGCUGGGAGCUCGUUUGGAGGAGAAGCGCCGCGCCAUCGAGGCACAAAAGAAACGCAUCGAGGCCAUUUUCGCCAAGCACCGCCAGCGCCUGGGGCAAAACGCUUUGCAGCGCCUCCGCCACGAUGAGGAGGGGGCUUCCCCCGCCCCUGCCGAGGAGGAAUUGAGUCUGGGGGCUCCUCAGAAACCUCCUCAAGCCCCCCCCGGGCAGUACGAAGCGGCCGUGGCCAGGCUGAGCGCGGCGCUGAGCUCGCUGCAGCUGGACAUGCAGCGCUUGACGCAGCAGCAGGAGCGGCUCCUGCUGGAGCAGCGACCCCACGGAGCCCCCCAAGCUUGGGUGAUCCCCCUCCCCAAAUCCGCCAAGACCCCCUCGGCGCCCCCAAAAAACACCCCGGGGUCGCCAGCACCCGCCAGGAGAGGAGGAGGAGGAGGAGGAGGAAGCGGCAACAACGCGGGAAAUUCGACACCAGCCGCAGGAGGAGGGGGAACGGCGAGUUCUGUCGCGAUAUCAGCGGGCGGAAUCGCGACUGCGGGGUCGCGGAAGCCCCCUCCCCGCAGCCCCAGGAGACCCCGGCCCGCGGAGCUGCGGCUGCCGCCCCUGACGCGGGUGCUGACCCCUCCCCACGACGUGGACACGCUGCCGCACCUGCGGCGCUUCUCGCCCAGCCAGGUGCCCGUGCAGACCCGCAGCUCGCUGCGCUUCGCCGACGGCCAGGAGGAGCAGCGGGACGAGGACGACGAGGAGGAGAUUGAGACCCGCAGCUCGCUGCGCUUCGCCGACGGCCAGGAGGAGCAGCGGGACGAGGACAAGGAGGAGGAGAUUCAGACCCGCAGCUCGCUGCGCUUCGCCGACGGCCAGGAGGAGCAGCGGGACGAGGACAAGGAGGAGGAGAUUCAGACCCGCAGCUCGCUGCGCUUCGCCGACGGCCAGGAGGAGCAGCGGGACGAGGACGAGAAGGAGGAGAUUCAGACCCGCAGCUCGCUGCGCUUCGCCGACGGCCAGGAGGAGCAGCGGGACGAGGAGGAGAAGGAGGAGAUUCAGACCCGCAGCUCGCUGCGCUUCGCCGACGGCCAGGAGGAGCAGCGGGACGAGGACGAGGAGGAGGAGGUGAGAUUUGGGGAAAUUCGGGUCAGAUUUAGGGAAAUUUGGGUCAGAUUUGGGUCAAAUUCGGGUCAGAUUGAGACCCGCAGCUCGCUGCGCUUCGCCGACGGCCAGGAGGAGCAGCGGGGCAAGGAGGAGGAGGAGGAGCAGAGACCCCCGCCCCCCUCGGUGCCCCCCGAGUCGCCCCCGGCGCCCGGCAAGGGGACGCUGCGUGCCAGGGCCUGCGGGGACGGCACCAGCGACGUGUCCCUGUCACCCGGCGAGAAGGGGACAGCCAGGGGACAGCGGCACGAGGAGGAGGACGAGGAGGAGGAGGAGGAGGAGGAGGAGGAGGAGGAGGAAGGAGAAGGGGACUCGCUGGAGGGGUCCCCCACUGAGGGGGGAAAUGGGCCCCGGGCCAGCGUGGGGUUCUUCUGUAAGCUCGAUGACAGCGACCCCUCCCCCCCCCGCCGCGCCCCUCCCCCCCUGCGGCAGCGCCGCCUCUGGGGGGCGGGGCAGGAGCAGCCCCCGGACAGACCCCCAGCGGAGCCCCCCCAGCCCCCCCCAGCCCCGGAGAAGGAAUUUGGGGAGGGGUCUCGGCGGGGGGAUUUCACCCGGCUGGAGUACGAGCGGCGGCAGCAGCUGAAGCUGAUGGAGGAGCUGGAGAAAGUCCUGAGACCCCCCCGCGGGACCCCCGCCCCAAAAUCGGGGGGUGGGGGCAACUCUCGGGGACCCCCCCGGGAGCCCCAAAUUAGGGGAGGGGGCUCGGGGAGACCCCGGCCCCGCUGCUGCGACGACUCGGCCCUGGGGAGGAGCCCCCCCAAGGGGCUGCUGGGGUCGCGCCUCUCCAAGGUCUAUUCCCAGAGCUCUCUGUCCCUGUCCAGCGUGGCCGAGCCGGGGGGGGGGCGCAGCCACAGCCGGGCCGGGUCCCCCUCGGGGCCGGGGUCUCCAAACAGAGCGCCCCCCCCUGGGCGGGAGUGGGACAACGACUCCAACCCCUCCUCACCGGGGCCGGAGUACACGGGUCCGAGGCUGUACAAGGAGCCCACGGCCAGGUCCAACCGGCCCCUGAUCCAGAACGCCCUGGCCCAUUGCGUGCUGGCCGGGACCCCCAACGCCCCCCUGAGGGCCAAAGUGCUGCAGGAGAUGGAGCAGAGCUCAGCCCAGCAGCUGCUGAUCCUGUUCCGGGACGGGGGCUGCCAAUUUCGGGGCGUUUACGCUUUAGGGGGGAGAAAUCCCCCAAAAAAAACCCCGAAAAACCCCACAAAAACUCCACCACCAAAAAAACCCCAAAAAAACCCCAAAAAUGCCAAUUUCCCUUCGCAGGAGAUGGAGCAGAGCUCAGCCCAGCAGCUGCUGAUCCUGUUCCGGGACGGGGGCUGCCAAUUUCGGGGCGUUUACGCUUUAGGGGGGAUCCCCCCGACCCUAAAACGCCUUUCGGGGUCGGGACCCCGCAGCGUCCCCCUGCCCAUGGUGGAGGCUCUCUACAAAUACCAGUCGGACCAGCGGCGCUUCUGCCGCCUCCCGGCGCGCACCAUGAGCGGCAGCGUGGACGCCUUCACCAUCCCCGGGCACCUGUGGCACCCCAAAAAACCCGGCACCCCAAAAUAAAACCCCAAAAAACCGGGGCUGACCCCAAAAACGAUCCCAUCUGUGGUGCUUGGUGUCGGUGAAAAUGGGGAUUUGGGGACGUUUGGGGACUUUUGGGGACGUUUGGGGACACCUGGAAUGGGUUUGGGUUUUGGGGGACGCCUUCACCAUCCCCGGGCACCUGUGGCACCCCAAAAAACCCGGCACCCCAAAAUAAAACCCCAAAAAACCGGGGCUGACCCCAAAAACGA